GUCAAAAUGUCAAAACAAUAAGAAAGAAAGCUGAGACAAGAAAGUCAGACAAAAUAAAUGAAAAUAAAUAAAGAAUGCAGCGAAACUAACAUUAAUUAGUCAUUGCUUGAUAACAAAUCUAAAACCCAUCCAACGUUUACCUUCACACAUAAUAAUUUUCUAAUUUAUUAAUAGAUAGCCACGCGCAUAACGUGUGAACUUCGCAAUAAUUUAUAGAUUUAAAAAUAGCUUUAGGAACUAUCGCUGUGCUCGUGUUCCCGUUCCUAGUUAGCUGCGGCUACCGAGCUACCGUUACUAGUUAAUUCUGUGAAGUAGGUUUAAUAUUUCGCGAUGGCUUUAGCUGUGACCCGUGUAGUGUUAAAAUGCGAGGACGCUCAAAAAACUCAAGUACUAGAUUUAUCAGAAUGUCAAUUGAUGCAAGUACCUGAUGCUGUGUACCACCUGAUGCGACACACAGAGCUCAAGAGUUGUGAUCUCAGCGGAAAUGUUAUUACUAAGAUACCUCCUAAGUUUGCAGUCAAAUUUAGUUUAAUUACAGAUUUAAAUCUGUCCAACAACCAAAUGGCGAAGCUCCCUGAUGAGCUGUGCACACUGGCCUGCCUGGAGCGGCUGGACAUCUCGCACAACACAUUUGUGGCCCUGCCCCACAUCACCUUCCAGUGUCCUAGUCUGCACACACUACUUGCGCAUCACAAUCAGAUCAUUGAAAUCGAUGUCGACAGAUUAGCCAGAUCCCGCGCCCUUGAGUACGUAGAUCUCAGUGACAACCCCAUUCCUCCGCGCACGCAUGACGAGCUCAAGCAGCUGACGCGGCCCUCAGUGUCUGUCUCCGAGAGACAGAAAGAAGACUGGGAGGAAGAUCUUCUAAUAUAGAAGAGUACACUCUUGUGAACUUAUGCAUUCAGGGCCAGGGGUAGAUGCGGCACAACAAUGUCAGCUGGAGUAUUGGAAGGAGUUAAAGGGUUAAUGUACAUGUGACUGAGCACAUGCAAUGAUUUACAAACUGUGGCUCUAGCGUAUUCAUAGGGUUUGGUGCAAUAUUAAUGUCAAAGCUAAAACAACUGGUCCUAACUAAACUGUGAUCUUCUCUGUGAAAAGAGGACAAUAUCAACAUGAUUUUAUAGUGUAUGCUAUUUUUAUUAGUAAUAAAUGACAGCAUUGUCGUGAUUUGAGAGAUUUGUUAGAGAUUAUCAAUAAAUGUUUUUUUAAUCUUUUGACAUGCUCAAAAGCUAGCGUACUUAAUUAGACUAAAAUGUGAUUUGGUUUGUGAAGUCCUUUAAAUAUUAAUAAUAUGGCUUAUAUUAAAAAGUGAAGCAAAUAAAAAAUUAUGUAUGUAAAGUUGGUAUAUAUUUUUGAUACAUAAGAUGGUUGGAUAGUAUUAUGUUGAUAUAUCUCAUUGUAUUGAAUACUAGUCCAUCAUAAAAUUAAGCUUAUGAAUUCCAAUAGGAAUGAAAUUAUGUUCUAAUGUAAGUAAUUGAUAAGUACACAUAAAUGUAUAUUUGCAAUAUAUGCUGAUAUAUGGUUGUUAUUUUAAAAUAUGAGUUCACUCUGCGUAAAUUUUGCUUAUAAUUUUUAUUGACACAAUUUUAUCCAAAGAAUCAUUGACUGAUGAAAUAAACAAUAUUUUUUAUUCUGUAUUGAAUGCAACAACCAGGAAUUUUCAAAGUCGAUAAAUAAGUUUUGAGAUUUGUUUUUUAAGAAUUAAAUCAAAAAUGAAUAAUUAAACGCAUUUAUGAAAUGCACAAAAGAAA
Molecule: messenger RNA, 1751 nt
Organism: Helicoverpa zea (corn earworm)
Lineage: Eukaryota; Metazoa; Arthropoda; Insecta; Lepidoptera; Noctuidae
Gene: Sclp
Product: leucine-rich repeat-containing protein 57
Exons: 4
Coding region: 331-873 (180 amino acids)
Molecular function (GO): protein binding
Source: RefSeq, a predicted model, not a curated record